Messenger RNA from Trichophyton rubrum CBS 118892, 1080 nucleotides. Its product is annotated as CMGC/MAPK protein kinase. The record is from RefSeq and is a predicted model, not a curated record. The transcript is spliced from 4 exons. Lineage: Eukaryota; Fungi; Ascomycota; Eurotiomycetes; Onygenales; Arthrodermataceae. Gene Ontology annotation, biological process: intracellular signal transduction; protein phosphorylation. Gene Ontology annotation, cellular component: nucleus; cytoplasm. The coding region runs from base 1 to 1080 and encodes 359 amino acids. Gene Ontology annotation, molecular function: ATP binding; MAP kinase activity.
AUGGUUCAACCAGCUCCCAACGGGGGCUCGAGGAAGAUAUCCUUCAACGUCUCUGACCAGUAUGAUAUCCAGGAUGUGAUAGGCGAGGGAGCGUACGGAAUUGUCUGCUCUGCUGUGCACAAGCCAUCGGGUCAGAAAGUUGCUAUCAAGAAGAUCACACCUUUCGACCACUCCAUGUUCUGUCUUCGCACUCUACGAGAGAUGAAACUACUUAGAUAUUUCAACCACGAAAACAUUAUAUCCAUCCUUGAUAUUCAGAAACCCCGCAACUUUGAGAGCUUCACCGAAGUCUACCUUAUUCAGGAAUUGAUGGAAACUGACAUGCACCGAGUCAUCCGUACCCAAGACCUUUCUGACGACCACUGCCAAUACUUCAUCUAUCAGACUCUAAGAGCGCUCAAGGCCAUGCACUCUGCCAACGUGCUCCACCGCGAUUUGAAACCGUCCAACUUGCUCCUCAAUGCAAACUGCGACCUGAAAGUUUGCGACUUUGGACUUGCUCGCUCUGCUGCCUCGACAGACGACAACUCUGGUUUCAUGACUGAAUAUGUUGCAACCCGUUGGUACCGCGCUCCAGAAAUUAUGUUAACAUUCAAAGAAUACACCAAAGCCAUCGAUGUUUGGAGCGUGGGCUGCAUUCUUGCUGAAAUGCUCAGCGGCAAACCCCUCUUCCCCGGAAAGGACUACCACCACCAAUUAACCCUCAUUUUGGACAUCCUUGGAACGCCAACGAUGGAGGAUUAUUACGGAAUUAAAUCCCGCCGUGCACGAGAAUAUAUUCGCUCCCUACCAUUCAAGAAGAAGAUUGCGCUGAAAGCCAUAUUCCCCAGGACUUCUGAUCUGGCAUUAGAUCUAUUGGAGAAACUUCUUGCAUUUAACCCUGUCAAGCGCAUCACAGUUGAAGAAGCACUGCGUCACCCUUACCUGGAACCCUACCAUGACCCAGAGGAUGAACCCUCUGCAGAUCCCAUCCCAGAGGAGUUCUUCGAUUUUGAUAAGGAUAAGGACACACUGAGCAAGGAGCAGCUCAAACGUACGUUGAAUCUCCUCUGCCGCCUAUUAUUCCUUACAGUCAACUAA